AUGCCAGCACAAGCCCUAUUGAAGCGCAACCCCGCACUUACAAAAGAGCAAUUCUCAGAGUACUGGUAUAAUAAUCACGCUCUAUGUGUUGUGCCAAUGUUUCUUCACUGCGGGGUCCAAUCCUAUGCUCAGGUCCAUGGGCCGCUGCAUACCAACGAUCCAGAGCUCAGUACCACACUCUCAGAAUGGGACGGCGCCGCUGAGACCGAGUUGACUCCUCUCCUUCUUGCAGCGCUGACCGACCCAUCCUCUGUUCCGAAAUGGAUAGUGGAGUACCACCACCAUGUUAUGCUUCAAGAUGAGAGACAGUUCCUUACCAGCGAGGCAAUGCAGCAUUUGAAGCAAGUCGGGGAGGGCACUGUGACGGGGGUGAGGAAGGUUAUCAUCGAAAAUGGGAAGUGUGUUGUUGAGAUUCCCGAAAGUGUGUGGAGUGUUUGGAGGGAGUAUGAGAAGAAGGGGAAUGCAGAACAUAAAUUUUAG
This is a messenger RNA of Venustampulla echinocandica, 480 nucleotides long. RefSeq lists its product as uncharacterized. Bases 1 to 480 code for a protein of 159 amino acids. Lineage: Eukaryota; Fungi; Ascomycota; Leotiomycetes; Helotiales; Pleuroascaceae. Gene Ontology annotation, molecular function: oxidoreductase activity. The record is from RefSeq and is a predicted model, not a curated record. The transcript is spliced from 2 exons.